This is a messenger RNA of Triplophysa dalaica, 1523 nucleotides long. RefSeq names its product hydroxysteroid dehydrogenase like 2 (gene hsdl2). The record is from RefSeq and is a predicted model, not a curated record. Gene Ontology annotation, cellular component: mitochondrion. The coding region runs from base 144 to 1397 and encodes 417 amino acids. Lineage: Eukaryota; Metazoa; Chordata; Actinopteri; Cypriniformes; Nemacheilidae. The transcript has 11 exons.
GAGUAGUCUGUUACUAGAGUAAAGGGCGAGUACUCAUCGUACUGUGUCGACUCGAGGAUCAUUUAAUGUUGCACUUAUAGAUAACUUUACAUUAACUGUGUCCGCUCAGCUGCUUCCAGCACAGAUCAAACAUACAGCUCAGCAUGUUGCAGAAUACAGGGAAGUUGGCAGGAUGUACCCUGUUCAUCACCGGGGCGAGUCGAGGUAUUGGCAAGGCCAUUGCUCUAAAAGCUGCGAGGGAUGGUGCAAAUGUGGUCAUCGCUGCUAAAACCGCAGAUCCCCAUCCUAAACUGCCCGGAACCAUCUACACAGCCGCUGCAGAAAUUGAAGCCGCGGGAGGGAAAGCGCUGCCGUGCAUUGUAGAUGUUCGGGAUGAGAAGCAGAUAAGUGAUGCCGUGGAGCAGGCGGUGCAGAAAUUCGGAGGAAUUGACAUUCUGGUAAACAACGCCAGUGCCAUCAAUUUAACAGGAACUGUGGAAACAUCAAUGAAGAAAGUAGACCUGAUGUUAGGCGUUAAUCUCAGGGGAACAUACCUGACAUCUAAAUUAUGCAUCCCACAUCUUUUGAAGAGCAAGAACCCUCAUAUUCUUAACCUUAGUCCACCUCUCAACCUCAAUCCCAUGUGGUUCAAAAAUCACACAGCUUACACAAUGGCAAAGUAUGGCAUGUCCAUGUGUGUGCUCGGAAUGGCCCAGGAGUUCAAAGGAUCCAUUGCCGUCAACGCCUUAUGGCCCAGGACAGCCAUCCAGACUGCUGCCAUGGACAUGUUGGGUGGCUCAGAAGUGGGUAAACAAUGCAGGAAAGUGGAGAUCAUGGCUGAUGCUGCCUACACCAUCUUCAACAAACCCACCAGCUUCACGGGACAGUUCCUCAUUGAUGACGACAUUCUCAAAAAGGAGGGCAUCAAAGAUUUUGAUGUUUAUGCGGUUGAACCAGGUCAUCCAUUGCUUCCUGACUUUUUCUUGGAUGAGCAGCCAGAGGAGCUAGUCAAGAAAAUGGAGGAAUAUGGUGCGACUCCAGUUUUCAAGAGUGGAAAAUCGAGUGCUGAUUCAGCUGCUGCCGGACCUAUUGCUGACACAUUCAACAUACUCAAAGGAGUUCUGAAUCCAGAUUUAGUCAAAACUACACAAGGAGUGUACAAAUUUGAGUUAUCAGGUGAACAUGCCGGAGUCUGGUACAUUGAUCUGAAGAAUGAUGCGGGGUGUGCUGGCAGCGGGGAACCACCUGUCAAAGCUGAUGUUGUCAUGACUAUGGACAGCGCAGACUUCACCAAGAUGUUUGCAGGGAAACUAAAGCCGACCAUGGCCUUCAUGUCUGGAAAGCUGAAGAUUAAGGGCGACAUGGGUCUGGCCAUCAAAAUGGAAAAGAUGAUGGCUAUGAUGAAGUCUAAGCUGUGAUAUGAUCACAUCCAUCUCAUGCCUUACGUCAUGUACAAGAUCUUUCAGUGUCAUUUUUCUAUUUCACUGUUAUCGCUGAACAAUUUGUCAAGCUGCUAGUAAUUUUAAUAAAGGGGUUUCCUUUGA